Messenger RNA from Athene cunicularia (burrowing owl), 1986 nucleotides. RefSeq names its product E3 ubiquitin/ISG15 ligase TRIM25-like. Lineage: Eukaryota; Metazoa; Chordata; Aves; Strigiformes; Strigidae. The transcript has 10 exons. The record is from RefSeq and is a predicted model, not a curated record. Gene Ontology annotation, molecular function: protein binding. The coding region runs from base 1 to 1776 and encodes 591 amino acids.
AUGAGCGCUUUCUGCUGCCCGCAGUGCCGGACCACCUUCCCCGAGCGCCCGCAGCUGCAGAAGAACACGGUGCUGUGCCGGGUGGUGGAGCAGCUCCAGGGCUGCGUCGGGGUCGAGGACAAGGUGAAGGCGAAGGAGGUGGAGGUGGAAGAGGAGGCGGAGGAGGAGGAAGCGGCGAGGUGCGGGGCGAGCGUGUCCUGCGUGCUCUGCGACAGCUGCCAGCAGGCGCCGGCCGCGCAGACCUGCCUGACCUGCAUGGCCGCCUUCUGCCUCGAGCACCUGCGGCCGCACCAGGACAGCCCGGCCUUCCGCGACCACCAGCUCUGCCUGCCGCUCCGCCACCUCCACCGCCGCAAGUGCCCGCAGCACAACAAGCUCUUCGAGUUCUUCUGCAGCAAGCACGGCAGCUGCCUCUGCUCCCUCUGCCUCCUCGACCACAAGCUGUGUCACACCAGCCCCGUGCAGCUGGCCAAAGCCGACGCCGAGUUGGCGCUGAAGAAGAAACUCGUGGAGCUGCAUGAUCAGAGUCAGAGAGCUGCUCAGGCAAUGAACACUGUGAAGAGAAACCAAAGCCAAGCUGCUGAAGAAGCUUCCAAAAAGAAAGAUUUUAUCAGAAGUGAGUUUUUGGAAAUUAAAGCUUUAAUCGAAGAAAGAGAAAAUCAGGCCUUGAAAAUAAUUGCAGAGGAAGAAAAAAGAGUUUGCAAUAAGUUUGAUUAUAUUUACUCUGUUCUGGGAUAUAAGAAGAAAGAAAUUCAGUCUCUCACAGAUAGGAUUGAGAAGGCGCUGACUGAAAACGAUGACAUUCUGUUCGUGAAGGGAGCAGCAGCACUACAAAAAACAUCAGCAAAAGAUGUUUUCGUUCCUGUAGUUGAAAUGAACCAAAACUUGAUACAUUCCACUUUUCUGUCUACCAUCAACCUUAAAGACACUGUGAAACUUUCAGUGACUCAGGGUAGGGAGACAAGAGCAGAAGCAAAACUAAUGGCUGGGAAAACUAAGCCCCCUCCAGCAGCUCCUCCAAACAAAACCAGUUUUGGAAAGAAGACUCUGGGACCACAGCAUACUGUGAGAGAGAAAACCUCUCACCAGACUCAAGCCACUUCGCAGGUGGAGGCAGAUACCAAGGAGAAGAAGAAACCUAUUAAAGUUGCACCAACCACAGGAACGGUAAAUACUGCACCUACCGUUUCACUUAAAGGGCUUAUUGACAGCUUUCUGAAGAAAUCCAGAAAGGAGCUUUUGGAGUAUGCUGCUAACAUCACGCUGGAUUUCAACACAGCUCAUAACAAAGUGGUUCUGUCUGAGAGAUAUACCAUGAUGUCUGUCUCAGACACCUCCCUGAAUUAUAACCACCACCCUCAGCGCUUCACCGACUGUUUCCAAGUGCUGGGGUUCCAGUGCUUCAAGAGAGGUGUCCACUACUGGGAAGUGGAACUGCAGCAGAACAACUUCUGUGGCAUUGGCAUCUGCUACGGCAGCAUGGACCGGCAGGGACCAGAGAGCCGCCUGGGGAGGAACAGCAGUUCUUGGUGCAUUGAGUGGUUUAAUUCCAAAAUAUCAUCCUGGCAUAAUGAUGUUGAAAAGUGCUUACCCAAUGUGAAGACUACCAAGGUUGGUGUGCUGCUCCACUGCGAGGGAGGGUUUGUGAUUUUCAUGGCUAUUGGGGAGAAGCAUAACUUGAUUUAUAAAUUCAAAACUCAGUUUACUGAAGCCUUGUACCCUGCCUUCUGGUUAUUUUCCAGUGGCACUGUUCUCUCUCUCUGCCCAAUGAAAUAGUAAGGUCUCAUAUCAUCAUUUAGUUUACCUUAGUACUUACAUGCAGAUAAUCAGUCCUGCGGCAACUCUUUGUAUGUAUUAGCCUAAGAAGUCUUGAAAAUUGAGACAAAAAUUAUUAGCUCUUUUAAGCAGUUUAGGAAAUCUGCUGAUUGCUGGUCUGAAUUGCUAAAGCCUUUAGAUAGUGAUGUAGUAAAAUGUUGAUGAUUGUGA